Capsaspora owczarzaki ATCC 30864 is the source of this 2664-nucleotide messenger RNA. Its product is annotated as sodium/hydrogen exchanger family protein. Gene Ontology annotation, biological process: sodium ion transport; regulation of pH; proton transmembrane transport. The transcript has 3 exons. Lineage: Eukaryota; Filasterea; Ministeriida; Capsasporidae. The record is from RefSeq and is a predicted model, not a curated record. Gene Ontology annotation, molecular function: sodium:proton antiporter activity. Gene Ontology annotation, cellular component: membrane. Bases 83 to 2431 code for a protein of 782 amino acids.
UCAUCAUCAUCAUCAUCAUCAUCAUCACCAUCAUCAUCAGCACCAUUAGCAUCAGCCUGGACUUUGGCAUCACCGCUGCAGCAUGACUGAGGAAGAGACGCUGGUCGACUUGGAGGUGGCGUCGCUGCUGCUGUUUUGCGUGCUGGUGGCCUUCCUGGUCGUCCACUUCAACAUCCGGUUCCUGCCCGAGUCUGGUGCGACCAUGCUUGUGGGGAUGGCGUCUGGCGCGAUCGCUCGGUUUGCGCUCGGACGCGAGGCCUCGUUCGACGCUGACUUUUUCUACUAUUUUUUACUGCCGCCAAUCAUCUUUGACGCGGGCUACUCGCUCAAGCGCCGCGACUUUUUCUCCAACAUUGGCAGCAUCCUCAUGUACGCCGUCUUUGGAACCAUGAUCUCCACCCUCGUCAUCGGUCUUUCCGUAUACGGCAUUACCCGAAACCCGCACCUCGACGCCAUCAACUCGACCAAUCCUGUGGAUAGCCUUGUAUUUGGCUCGCUGCUUUCUGCCACUGAUCCUGUCGCCACGCUGUCGGUGCUGGGAUCCCUGAACGUCGACCCACUGCUCUACUCGCUCGUGUUUGGCGAGGCUGUGCUCAACGAUGCCGUGUCGAUUGUCUUGUUUCACUCGUUCCUGAACUUCCGCGCCGAGGAUGCCUCGGUUGCGAACGUGUUCAAGGCCAUUGGCACGUUUGUGCUGGUUUCCGUGGGCUCGAUCGCCAUUGGCGUUGCCAUCUCGCUGGUGGCUGCGUUCUGCAUGAAGCGGGUUGACUUGCGUCACCACCCUUACUUUGAGACGUCCUCUCUGCUCAUCAUUGCGUACAUUAGCUUCCUUUCUGCGGAAGCUGCCGAAUUGAGCGGUUUGAUGGCUCUCUUUUUCUGCGGUUUGUCGAUGGCACACUACACGUUCUACAACCUCAGUCAAGUGUCCCGCGUGGCCUUUGGUCACACUUCCAAGACGCUGACCUUUAUCACCGAGACAGUCGUGUACCUCUAUCUCGGCCUGCACGCCUUCUCCGAGGCAAACGCCGAGUACCACAUUGGGUUUAUCGCACUCACCACCGUCAUUGUGCUCUUCAGCCGCAUCCUGUCCGUUUUUCCGCUCUCCUUUAUUCUCAAUCUCUUCCGCAAAGUGCGCAUUACCUUUAACAUGCAGUGCAUGAUGGCCUUUGCGGGUCUUCGAGGCGCCAUCGCCUUCUCGCUGGCGCUCACCCUUCCUUCGUCGUGCACUGAAACGUCCUGCAUCAACAACAACGCCAUCGUCACCACCACCAUGGUCAUUGUCCUGUUCACAACGCUCGUCCUGGGCUGUCUCACCGAGCCCACUCUCCGGAUUCUCAACAUUGACCGCUUUGAUUCCGACCUUUCGCACGACACUCUCGAGACCAUGACCCGCCCGGAUUUCGACACGGAUGUGAGCGCACGACACGCGCACGCCAGUCCGGCCGGCAAGAAGCCUCGCUCGCGAUUCCACGCCUUGUGGAUUCGCAUUGACGAGAAGGUAAUGAAGCCCAUGUUCGGUGGUCGCCUUCGCCGACCCGAGGCCGUGGCCGACUCUGAGGCGCCAGAGCAUCGCCAGUCCACCAGCGGGUAUUCACCUCUGCUGGACCACGCCGACGAUCCCACGGCUCACGAGCCGCAGCUCGGAGACGAGCAGCCGUUCGAUGUUGCGCCCGUUGGCUCGACGCAGCUGCCGAUGCGUGCUUCUCGAAGCAACAGCUUGGACAGCCGUCAUGGCAGCUACGAGCCUUCGCUGCAAAACACUGCCACCUACAACUAUUACCUGACUGACGACGACCGACUGAACGAGCAACGCGCGCAGGUGCAACGCGGAAUGUCGUACGGCUCGACACAUUCGGUGGAUCGUUCCCCUUCAGCGCAGGGGGACAAUGACAGCAUUUCGCACGAAAGCGGUUACCGCGCCUUUGCGGACUCUUUCAACGACCACGACCACAUGGAGCUCAGUCCAUCGUUCGAUCGUAGUCGAGGUGUGUCCACGGUGUCGGCUCCUGUCUCACGGUCUGCGUCCACUCGUCAAACGAUUCGUGGCGCUCGUGAGGUGGCAACCGUUUCAGACGAGAAUGUCGAGGCCGCGUUGGACGAGGCUCGGCAGCUGCACCUCGGCUCCAAGCGCUCUGGACGUGACGUGUAUUUUGUUGACCAACGCGCAAGUCCUUCAGCUCAACAAAAUCAAGAUCAAGCGUACUCUCGGCAGACCAGUCGGGCCGCAAGUAGUCUCAGUCGGCAAGAGUCAGCCGGCACUGGCUAUCACGUGCACAGCGCCACUUCGCCUCAUCCCCAAUUCCAAAGGCCUUCUGCUCCCACUUCGCCGAUGCCUGCGGAUGAUCUCUUGAUUGCACUGAGCGAAUCAGGCUCCCAGCCACAACAGGCAACCCCCGGUUCCUCGUCGUCACAGUCGGAGUCCCAAGCCUAAGACAACGGGGGUGGGAUUUCUUUUGUUUUUGCUUUUUUUUUUGUAUGUGCUAGCCAGGGAACCAGUGUCGGGGUAGCUUUAAUGGCGUCGCGACCCGGCUCGUCACAAGUGUGCUACGCAUUUCCGUUCAUGUACUUUUAUUCUGUUGCGAUUUGGUGUUUCAGCGCGUUUUGCUGUUUUAUCACGAGUGCAAAAACACAAUACGAGCUAGAGUCAAGCAAGAUUAAAUCGUG